GGAGAGGAGCGUCCUUUUGGGAAGCGCGCAAGGGAAGGAGCCCGCCCGGGGGACCCUGCACCUUGGCUUGGGACGUACCUCCGGCGCGCAUCCCAUGUGGCUGGUUCUGCAGCAGCCUCGGCGUGGAGAUCCCGGCCAGCUGGCCAGGAUUUGUCUAUAAUCCACCCAGAAACUGUAACGUACUGGAAGGCGUCUGUCCAUUCCUGAACACAUUGCAUUAAAGGUCAAGAAUUAUGCUAGACAAUUUUAAAGGUUCUUUAAGGCUUCUCAGUUCCAUAGUGGUGCUUGGAUUUCAGCUUGUCAUUCCGCAGCCCUCCAUCGAACACAGAAAGGUUCCACAAAGGAUAGAAGAGCAGAACGCUGCUCCAGAAGAAGACAAUGCAGGAAUUCCAGGUGUGUGGGGCAGCUGGGGUCCCUGGUCGGCUUGUUCCAGGAGCUGCAGUGGUGGGGUGAUGGAACAAACAAGGCCUUGUCUUCCGGGAUAUUAUUAUGAGAGAAGCUAUCACAGGCCAGGACAGUUUUCUGCUUCUGAAAGGACUCUUCCUCAUCAGCAGCCCCAGCACCAGGAAGAGCCGCUGACUCCAUUCUCUGGGCAUGUCAUCUCUGCCAUCCGCACAUCAGUUCCUCUUCACAAGCAGGAGCAGCAGCUGCCCCGAGGAGGCCUCCGGGCUGGAGUCUCCUCCGCAGGCCGUAACGACAGCCAUUUGAGCAGAGGGACCUCCAGAGGAGGCCGGCUUUCUCAGUCUCGGAGGCGUAGCCCCAAACCGGAGAGAAGGGGCAGGAAUAAAAACCCUAUUGGCCCUGGGAAAUAUGGAUAUGGGAAAGUGCCCUAUAUACUACCCUUGCAGACUGACACGGGACAAUUGCCAAGCAAGCCACGGAGGCAGCGGCAGUCUCCACGCAACACCGCCAACCCACAGAGUGCUGGUGUUGUUGAGAACCCAUUUGGUCACUCGGCCAACCCCUCACAUCAUCAUGGAAAUCUGUACCAGGAAGAUCGCAGAGCUCAACCCAGGUCUCAAGUUACCAGUGGCUCCUUCUACCAACAGGCUGCGCCCCAUCUGCAAGUUUUCCCAGCAUCUCAAAGUUUGUUUCAUGGUACUGACUUGAGUGCGCAUGUUCCUGUAUCCCACCAGCCAGUCCAAAGCCACACUCCCUCUCAAAGAACAUCGGCGAUUGUGUGCACUGGAGCUUACAAGCAGUACAAACUCUGCAACACAAAUGCAUGUCCUGAAAACAGAAGCAUCCGGGAAGUGCAAUGUGCAUCAUACAACAACAAGCCUUUUAUGGGUCGAUUCUAUGAGUGGGAACCCUUCGUGGAAGUUAAAGGCAGUCAGAAAUGUGAACUCAAUUGCCGAGCAGUAGGCUACCGAUUCUAUGUCCGGCAAGCAGAAAAGGUCAUUGAUGGGACGCCAUGCGACCAAAAUGGAACCUCGAUCUGUGUAUCUGGGCAGUGCAAGAGUAUUGGCUGCGAUGACUACCUUGGUUCAGACAAGGUGGUGGACAAAUGUGGAAUAUGCGGAGGGGACAACACAGCUUGCAAAGUCAUCUCUGGAGUCUUCAAGCACACCCUGACCAACCUCGGUUACCACAAAAUCGUGGAAAUCCCAGAGGGUGCCACAAAAAUCAACAUUACAGAAAUGUCCAAGAGCAACAACUACUUAGCACUGCGGAGUCAGUCGGGGAGAUCUAUUAUCAACGGCAACUGGGCAAUUGAUCGACCUGGAAGAUACGAGGGAGGUGGAACCAUGUUCACAUACAAACGUCCCAAUGAAAUCUCAAGUACUGCUGGGGAAUCCUUUUUGGCAGAUGGCCCAACCAAUGAAAUCUUGGACGUUUAUAUGAUUCAUCAGCAGCCUAAUCCAGGCAUACAUUAUGAGUAUAUAAUUCCAGGGCCCAAUGUCAUUAGUCCUCAGGUGCCUCUUCACAGACUGCCAGGAGAGCCUUUCAAUGGCCAGUUAGAUGUGAGCGAGACUGUGAAUUAUGAGGAGGCAGAUUUGCAUAGGGAAAUAGGCACGCACGUGGGGCAGCCUGUGGGGAACUUCCCCGUGAUCAAGCCAGGAAGAUUUCCCUCUCAUCAGCCAAACAACCAGGUGUCUGCUGGUCAACCCCCAAGGCGUAACCGAGAGCACAACUGGAAGCAAGUUGGAAUGACUGAAUGCACCACCACUUGUGGGAAAGGGUCACAGUAUCCCAUCUUCCACUGUGUGAACAGAAAUACUCAUGAGGAGGUAUCUGAGAGCUACUGUGACACCAGCACCAAGCCCACGCCAGAAGAGGAAGCUUGUAACAUUUUCCCAUGCCCAGCCUUCUGGGAUAUAGGGGAGUGGUCAGAAUGCAGCAAGACCUGUGGGCUAGGCAUGCAGCACCGCCAAGUCCUGUGCCGUCAGAUCUACGCCAACCGCACCCUGACGGUCCAGCCGUACCGCUGCCAUCACCUGGAGAAACCGGAGACAACAAGUACGUGCCAGCUGAAGAUCUGCAGCGAAUGGCAAAUUCGGACAGAAUGGACAUCGUGUUCGGUGCCAUGCGGCGUGGGCCAGAGGACCCGAGAUGUCAAGUGUGUCAGUAACCUUGGAGAUGUUGUGGACGAUGAAGAGUGCAACAUGAAACUGCGCCCCAUUGACAUUGAGAACUGUGACAUGGGGCCCUGUGCCAAAAGCUGGUUCCUCACAGAAUGGAGCGACAGGUGUUCUGCAGAAUGUGGCGCAGGUGUCCGAACACGCUCGGUCGUGUGCAUGACCAACCACAUCAGCAGCCUGCCACUGGAGGGCUGUGGGCACAACAGACCCUUGGAAACGACCCCUUGUGACAAUGGGCCAUGUUUGGGGAAAGUGGAGUGGUUUGCUGGGAGCUGGAGCCAGUGUUCAAUUGAAUGUGGCACUGGAACCCAGCAGAGAGAAGUGAUUUGCAUUCGCAAGACUGAAAAUAGCUUUGAUAUGCUGAAUCCCUAUGAGUGCUCUUUUUUGGAAAGACCUCCCAGCCAGCAGAACUGCUACCUCAAGCCUUGUGGCGCAAAAUGGUUCAGUACUGAAUGGAGCACUUGCUCAAAAUCGUGUGAAGGCGGUUUCCGGGUCCGAGAGGUACGCUGUCUUUCCGAUGACAUGACGCCGAGCCCCAAAUGUGACCCACAGCUGAAGCCAGAGGAAAAGGAGCAAUGCAACACUCAGGACUGCAUCCCCGAAAUAGACGAAAACUGCAAAGACAAAUAUUACAACUGCAAUGUGGUGGUGCAAGCCCGUCUGUGCGUCUACACGUACUACAAGACUGCGUGCUGCGCGUCCUGCUUGCGAGUGGCCAACAGGCUGUCAGGGCUCCUGGGGCGCAGAUAACAGCGCCCCCCCCCCAUUGCUUGAAGCGGACUUCUGCACAGUCGUCGGAGCUGCCUGGACUGCAAGGGAUUUUCCCUUGGGAAAGAGAGGGUGGGUUUUUUUUAAUUGGGGAGCACCUCAAGGUGUGCUUCCUGCCCACGUGGGAUCUCACUUCACACACACUGUUAGGAACUCUCUGCCUUGUUGAAAUGUACACUGUAACCAUGGCCUUUAGACAGCAUUGGGUUUAAUCCACUGUGUCCCCUAGAUGUAAGGAGCUGCUUCCUACAGGGUCAUCCCAAUCUCCAGGAUUGCCUGGACAGUAUAUCAUUUUCAUUCAUGCCCACUAAAAUCGCAAACCAGUGAGCCUAGCGUUUGAACUUCACAGAACUAUUCCUUGGGUUCAUUUUCCUUUGCUUCUGCUUGCUCUUUCUCUCUAAAAUGCUGUUUGACUUCUGAAUACUGCGGGAGACAGGUCUGUGCGGACUUUAAUAUUUUUCUAAUGGAGAGUGUUCAUUAAGUAUUGGUCCCUUAAAAUUCAGUGCAAAUUUUGAUCUUUUUCAAGGCGUAGACUGACACGCAGUGCUGGUCUUGUGGUAGCAAGCAUGAAUUGUCUCCUUUGCUAAGCAGGGUCCACCCUGUUUGCAUUUGAAUGGGAGACGACAUGUGUGAGAGUGUAAGAUAUUCCCCUUAGGGGAUGGGGACGAUCUGGGAAGAGCAUCCAACUUCCCUCCCUGGCAUCUCCAAGAUAAGAUGAGAGAGAUACUCCUGUCUGCAAGCUUGGAGAAGCCGCUGCUAGUCUGAGUAGACAGUUUUGAGCUAGAUGGACCAAUGAUCUGACUUGGUAGAAGGCAGCUUCCUAUGUUCCUAAGUUUGCUCAGCAUAGAGUCCCACUGAGCCCAAUGGGGCAUACUUCCAAGUAAGAAUGAAUGGGUUUCCAAAGACCACUCUAAAUUGAGGCUAUUUUUGCACCCCCAGAAUAUUUGGGUGUAGUUGCCCAUCCUGCGGACAUUUCGGUAGUGGAAUCGAAUACUUUCAUGGGAGUCUUGAGUUUUGUUGUUGGAGGCGUGGCUUCCUGUCAGUAGCAGAGUGGCUUUUGGGGUCUCUUUUUUAACUUUAAAAAAUGUCACCAUCUACGUGGAUGGCAGCAGCAUGAAGAAGUAUUUCAGCCUGUCACUUUCCUGAAUAUCUUCCAUAUAUGUUGUUGCUACAGAUAAGGAGUCGGCCAAGCCCUACAUCUUCUGCAAUAGUUUUCCUUUUUAUACCCAUAGUCUUUUCUUUGCUUUCCUUCCCCCUUUCUGCUUUCCUCUUUUUAAUUUAACAUUGCUUUUAAGGGAGAUUUCUGUGGCAACUUGAAAAGUAGCUCAUGACUAGCUAAUCAAAGUUAUUAUGUUACUCUCCUCUUCCUCCCCCUUCUUCCCCCUUUCCUCCCUCUUCCCUUUCUUCUCCUCCUCUUCCCCCCUCCCUUUUUCUUCUUCUCCACUUCCCCUUCCCCUACCCCCUCCUCCCCUACCCUCCUCCUACCCUCCCUUCCUCCCCUCCUCCUCCCCUCCCUUCCUCCCCUCCUCCUCCUCCCCUCCUUCUCUUCCUCCCCUGUUUCCUCCUCCCCUCCUCCUCCCCUCUCCAUCCCCUCCC
Molecule: messenger RNA, 4946 nt
Organism: Hemicordylus capensis (graceful crag lizard)
Lineage: Eukaryota; Metazoa; Chordata; Lepidosauria; Squamata; Cordylidae
Gene: THSD4
Product: thrombospondin type 1 domain containing 4
Exons: 18
Coding region: 234-3332 (1032 amino acids)
Biological process (GO): extracellular matrix organization
Cellular component (GO): extracellular matrix
Molecular function (GO): metalloendopeptidase activity
Source: RefSeq, a predicted model, not a curated record